CAAUCGCAACACUUUCAGUUAUAUUUUUACGACCUGCCGACGAGGUUCGCAGAUCGAAUAGAGAUCAUCUACAAUAUGGUUAUCAAUUUUGCCGCCGGCCCAGCCAAGUUGCCCGAAGAGGUGCUGAAGGAAGUGCAGACGAAUCUGCUCAACUGCAAUGGCAGCGGCAUUUCGGUCAUGGAAAUGUCCCAUCGUUCCGGCAACUAUGCCAAAAUACACGAUGCGGCCAUUGCCGAUCUGCGCGAGCUGCUCAAUGUGCCCUCGAACUACAAGGUGCUGUUGAUGCAGGGCGGCGGCACCGGACAGUUUGCGGCGGUUGCUCUGAAUCUAAUCGGAUGCACGGGCACGGCCGAUUACGUCAUCACCGGCUCGUGGUCUGCCAAGGCGGCCAAGGAAGCAGCCCAGUACGGCAAGGUGAACGCCGUGCUGCCCAAGCUGCCAAAGUACACGGACGUGCCCCGCCAGAGCAGCUGGAAAAUGGAUGCGAAUGCCUCGUAUGUCUACUAUUGCGACAAUGAGACGGUGGAGGGCGUGGAGUUCGAUUUUGUGCCCCAGUUGGACGCCAAGGUGCCAUUGGUGUGCGACAUGUCGUCCAAUUUUCUGUCCCGGCCCAUUGACAUCAGCAAAUUUGGCGUGAUUUUUGCGGGCGCACAAAAGAACAUUGGCCCCGCGGGCGUUACAGUCAUCAUUGUCCGUGAGGAUCUGAUAGGCAAGCACUUGAAAAUCACGCCAUCCAUACUGAACUUUGAGCAGAUGGACAAGAACAACUCGCUGCUCAAUACGCCGCCCACCUUCGGCAUCUAUGUCAUGGGCCUGGUCUUCAAGUGGAUCAAGCGCAAUGGCGGCGUCGCGGGCAUGUGCGAGCGUGCCAAGGCCAAGUCGCAGCUCAUCUACGAGAUUAUAGAUCAAUCGAAGGGCUUCUUUUACUGUCCCGUGCAGAAGCAGGUGCGCUCCCAUAUGAAUGUGCCCUUCCGCAUUGGCAGCGCCAGCGGCGACGAGAAAUUGGAGAAGGAAUUUUUGGCCCAGGCCGAGGCCGAGGGCAUGAUACAGCUGAAGGGACAUCGCUCGGUGGGCGGCAUCCGAGCCUCUCUCUAUAAUGCCAUAACGCUGGCCGAGACGCAGCAGCUGGCCAAGCUCAUGCUGGCAUUCUACGAGAACAAUAAAAACUAAAGCCUAAUGCUUGCU
Molecule: messenger RNA, 1185 nt
Organism: Drosophila novamexicana
Lineage: Eukaryota; Metazoa; Arthropoda; Insecta; Diptera; Drosophilidae
Product: probable phosphoserine aminotransferase
Exons: 3
Coding region: 76-1170 (364 amino acids)
Biological process (GO): L-serine biosynthetic process
Cellular component (GO): cytoplasm
Molecular function (GO): pyridoxal phosphate binding; O-phospho-L-serine:2-oxoglutarate transaminase activity
Source: RefSeq, a predicted model, not a curated record